AUGCCAAAAUCAUUAGGCACUCCAUCUGGCACUCGCAGAAUGCAUUCGCUCCAACGAACGGCUGGCAGGUACUUCUACCAGUGGGCUGUGCAGAUUGGAGAUCAAUUGACGCGAUUCAUCGAAGUCAAAGAGUCGAAAGAAAAGGCUGUACUCAAGAUGGAGGACUCGAUGGAGGAUUUUUUCGAUGACGAUGGUCAUGUGCUUGCAGCCAUCGUCAACGAUGCAUCCGGUGAGAAAUGUCCACCAGCGUUGCAGUUGAUCGCCAUGCUACUGCUUCACGAGAUUACCUCCUUUCUGAGGGAGACAUUUCGAACGAUUCCGCGAGCGAAAAACAACAAGGGGCUUAAUCAAAUGAAAGAUGGAUCUGCUCCUCGCAUGGCAAGUGUUAUAGUGAACGAACGUGAGCGCCGGAUCAGCCUCUCGACAGCAGAAGAGGACUCGCCAAGAGGUUCGAAAGACACUAUUGAGGAUGCGGUAAACGAGAAGCGA
This is a messenger RNA of Ostertagia ostertagi, 489 nucleotides long. Lineage: Eukaryota; Metazoa; Nematoda; Chromadorea; Rhabditida; Trichostrongylidae. The record is from the annotation of a GenBank genome assembly.